ACCAUCUCUUUCACUUCUUAAAAUGAAAGAAAUGGACAGAGAUCAUAGGGAACAACACGAUCACGAUAACUUAAAUGAAAACGAGGAACGGAAAGUGGGAAUGGAUUUUCGUAAUUUAACUCGUCACCAUGGCAUAGAUCAUGUAGCUGAUGUUAAAUCGGAGCAAGACAUGGAAGUUGAUCAAAAUGAUAGAGUUGAGAAUUUACACGAUGAUAAAGUAGAUCAAAAUAUAGGAAGAAAUUUUCAUAAUCUAGCGCACCAUCCCGCUAUGAGAGAUAUGGAAAGAGAUCAAAAUAAUCAUGUUGACAAUGUACACGAUGAUAAAGUUGAUCACAAAUUAGGACGAGAUUUUCGUAAUUUGGGACCUCAUGCAGGCAUGGUUCACUUGCACUCUGGAAUUGAGCAUUUAAAUAAUGUUGAUGUAGAGGUAAAAUUAGCAAGAGAUGUUCGUGGUUCUUUAGGUUUGGGACUAUCAUUAGAGUUAUGUGUGGUUUGUGGGGAUAGGGCUAGUGGAAGACACUAUGGAGCAAUAAGUUGUGAAGGUUGUAAAGGUUUUUUCAAACGUAGUAUUCGAAAACAAUUGGGUUAUCAAUGCAGAGGAAGUAAAAGUUGUGAAGUUACCAAACACCAUAGAAAUCGGUGUCAGUAUUGUAGACUUCAAAAAUGCCUUGCAAUGGGAAUGAGAAGCGACUCUGUACAACAUGAAAGAAAACCAGUAUUAGGGACUAGAGUGAAACCGGAACCACAACAACCAGUGUCUGAAACUCCUUCAACUUGGGAACAACCUGAAAGUCCCAGUAUGGAAGACCAAAGUAGUGAUAGUGACCUCAGUGAUGCAUUAACAUUAGCAAGGGAACGUUUACUUAUUUCACAUGCAUUGGAUAGCAUGGCUAAACUUAUUGGAGAUAGUGUUAAUGGUUCAAGUGAGCCAGAAGAAGAGUGGACUGGACAGUUAAUUUCUGAAAGACACACAUUAUUUGAAUUAAGAGCUCCUAGCCCAGCACCUGCGUACUUGUCAAUACAUUAUAUUUGUGAAAGUGCCGCUAGGUUACUUUUUUUGUCAGUUCAUUGGGCGCGAGGAAUCCCUGCGUUUCAAGCAUUACCAUCUGAAGUUCAAACAACAUUAGUGCGCAGUUCCUGGGGACAGCUCUUUACAUUAGGUCUUGCACAAUGUGCAUAUACUCUAUCCCUUCCAAGUAUUCUAACAUCAAUAAUAAAUCAUCUGCAAGCUAGUAUUGCACAGGAAAAAAUUACAGCUAGCAAAGUAAAGUCUGUUACAGAACAUAUAUGUAGACUACAAGAUUGUGUUAGUUCACUUCAUAAAUUACAAGUUGAUUCUGUUGAAUACGCGUACCUUAAAGCGUUGACGCUUUUUAGUGCUGACAAUGUCUUAGCCGGUGUUUGGCGCAAAAAAGUUGAAGUUUUACAAGAAGCUGCAUGGACAGAAUUACAGCAACGUGUGGGAUCCGACAGGUUACCUCGCCUCCUUUUGAGGCUCGCACCGCUUCGUUCAAUUAACCCUAGGGUCUUGGAAGAUUUGUUUUUUGCAGGUCUUAUUGGUAGGGUAAGCGUAGCUAGUGUUGUGCCUUAUAUUCUUACUAUGCAAGAUUACAAAGCUGAACCUGAAAGUCAUAUGGGAAAGUGCAAGAGGCCCGUUGGCGAGGAGAACGAGGAGAAUAAGAAGGGAAAACGGAAACGAGCAGCGGAAACGGAGAUCGAAGUGCCGACGAGAGCAAAGGAGGUUUCGGCCGUGGAAACCAAACGGAAAACCAUGGAACAUACGCAUACAAGAUGCGACGCCCGUUUACCGAAAGCCACACCGAUCACCGACGAUUAUGAGAUCAGCAAUCACGUGCUUGGUCUUGGAAUAAACGGAAAAGUUGUUCAGUGUUAUGACAAAACCUCGAGGGAAAAGUAUGCGCUCAAGGUGUUGUACGAUUGCGUCAAGGCGCGGAGAGAAGUUGAAUUACAUUGGAGAGCGUCGAAUUGUAGGCAUAUAGUUCAAGUCAAAGAUGUAUAUGAAAACACAUAUAGUGGAAAUAAGUGCUUAUUGGUUGUCAUGGAAUGCAUGGAAGGAGGAGAACUGUUUGAGAGAAUACAGGAUAGGCAAGAUGGUGCUUUCACAGAAAGAGAAGCUGCGCAAAUAAUGUAUGAAAUUUGUGUUGCUGUAAAGCACUUGCAUGAUAUGAAUAUUGCACACAGGGAUCUCAAGCCAGAGAAUCUUUUAUAUUCCAAACCUGAUAGUACUGGAAUACUGAAACUUACCGAUUUCGGUUUUGCGAAGGAAACACAUUCGAAAGAUACGUUACAAACGCCAUGUUACACGCCAUAUUAUGUUGCUCCUGAAGUUUUGGGACCAGAAAAAUAUGAUAAAAGCUGUGAUAUUUGGUCACUUGGAGUUAUAAUGUACAUAUUAUUGUGUGGUUUUCCACCAUUCUAUAGUAAUCAUGGGUUAGCAAUUUCACCCGGAAUGAAAAAAAGAAUUCGACUAGGUCAAUAUGAUUUUCCAGCCCCUGAGUGGUCUAAUGUGAGCACAGAGGCGAAAAAUCUGAUCAAGGGUAUGCUGUGCACAGAUCCAGCUCAAAGACUGCAGAUUGACGAAGUUAUGCGCAAUAAAUGGAUCGCUCAAUAUACUGAAGUACCCCCUACGCCUCUACAUACUGGACGUGUACUUAGAGAAGGUGAAGAGCUUUGGCCGGAAGUUCAAGAAGAAAUGACACGAUCCUUAGCUACGAUGCGCGUAGACUAUGACGCAGCUAAUUUGAAACAAUUGGACCACACAAAUAAUGCCCUGUUAAACAAACGAAGACGAGCGAAGCAAACGAAUGCCGUAACGCCGACUGCCAAUCCUACGCCUGCAUCCUAGGGAGACGCGACAAGAGCCAGUCCACACUGGCGUAUUUUUUUACGAAGAUGUAUAAGGUAUAGUGUUAUUACCAUGAGAAUUGUUUUCUGACAACUGCGCGAUGUAAAAUAUCAAUGGUUACAAAACAGAAUAGCCUUGAAGAAAAGUUAUAUAUACACCAAAAUAUACACUAAUAAAAUUGUAUUCAAGUUCCAUAUAAUAGAGUAAUAGGAAUUCAUAAAUAUGCACGAAUUUGUACUCUUACAUUUCACUUAAUUACAGUUCUAAGAAACUUUUUUUUAGAUGCUAACAGUUAUAAGGGCUAAACUUAAAUUUCAAGGGCACUAUUAUUGCUAUGACACGUAUGGUGCAUGUUUCACUUUCCAUAGCAGAAAAAGUGAUAGCACUCUA
Molecule: messenger RNA, 3256 nt
Organism: Habropoda laboriosa
Lineage: Eukaryota; Metazoa; Arthropoda; Insecta; Hymenoptera; Apidae
Gene: MAPk-Ak2
Biological process (GO): peptidyl-serine phosphorylation; intracellular signal transduction; protein autophosphorylation
Cellular component (GO): nucleus; cytoplasm
Molecular function (GO): DNA-binding transcription factor activity; calcium-dependent protein serine/threonine kinase activity; zinc ion binding
Source: RefSeq, a predicted model, not a curated record